Melanaphis sacchari is the source of this 2426-nucleotide messenger RNA. RefSeq lists its product as uncharacterized. Gene Ontology annotation, molecular function: RNA binding. Bases 172 to 2355 code for a protein of 727 amino acids. NCBI's taxonomy places the organism in Eukaryota, Metazoa, Arthropoda, Insecta, Hemiptera, Aphididae. The record is from RefSeq and is a predicted model, not a curated record. The transcript is spliced from 14 exons.
UCCAUGUGCUUAGUCAUGACUUACAAUUUACUGCAGUUCACACUGAUCUGCGAAGUUGUUUGAUCAUACCAAUUGAGUUAUUUUAGAUUUCAAAUUUUUUAAGUCAAUGGUUGAAAGCGUGGAACAGAAUUGAUUUAACAUUAAUACAACGAGUGCAUUUCUUGAUUAAAAAUGGAUAACGAUUUUGUUCAUGAAAUUUGUAUGGUUGAUUCAUCAAAGCAAUUACUAAAGGAAGGCUUUAUUAAUUUAUGCAAAAAAUAUGGUUCUAUUAAAAGUAUAAAUAUUCACAAAACAAAUUAUGAAAAUCAAGCAUUUAUUCAGUUUGAAGAUAAUGAUGUUGCAGUCAAACUUUUAAAUGAAAAAUCAUAUUUGCCAUCCUUCAUAUCAGUAGAUCUUUCCAGUCGAACACAAAAAAUGAUGAAUUUACAAGAUGAAAAAGAAUUUCAAGAAGAUCAAAAAAAAUUAGAAUUGAAUAAUAAUCCGGAAACAACCAGUAAUAAUGAUGGAAUAAAUAAAACAGUAGCUGAAACUUUAGUUUAUAUUGGACCUGAGAUUUCUGGAAGAAGUUUAAUGGAGGAUUACAAACAAUUUAAAACAGAAAUCAAAUUACCUUAUAAUCUGGGAAAUGAUGAUCUUUUUGGAAAACCUCUUAGUACAAAAUGGGAAAAAAUAAAAGAGCCUGAAUUUGAAAUUAAUAAACUUGAUUUUUAUAAUCGUUUUGAAAAUUGUAUGGGUGGUGAAAUUAAAAUUGAAAAAAAGUUAAGUCCAAACAUGUUUACUGGUUUGACUACAAUUUUUAAUGAUGGUGAAAAUGUACAAGAUAAAUUAAAGACUAUUAGCAAUGAUAUUGAAUGUUCUGAUAUUUUAAAUGUAAAUAAUCUGAAGUAUGGAAUGUUAGUGGGUGCAUUUGAUAAUGCAACUAAUUUGUAUGGUCGUGGAUAUGUGACUUUAGUUGCUGGAAAUAGUGUUAAUGUCGCUUUGAGUGAUUAUGGUAGAGUAAUCAAUACAAAACAAAUUAGGGUACUACCUGAAAAAUAUAAUCGGGUGCCUGCCUAUUCAUUUAAAGUACAUACCAAAGGUGACCAUGUUCCACAAUUAAAAAAAACAUCUUAUACUUUCAAAGUGUGCAGUGUUUGUCCUGAAAGAAUUGUGUUGAUAAUAUUUGAUGAAAAUAAAGAAAUUAAAGUGCAAUUGAAAAAAUGGCAGCCUACUAUAGAAGAAUCUGGUGUUUCAUACAUUGAUUUUAAGAACAAUAGCUCUGUAGAAUUACUCAAGUUAAAAUAUAUGAACUCCGUAUUUAUUAGAUCAAAAGAAAAGCAUCAUUUUGACUUUUUUUUUUCAUCUUGGAACAAUUUAGCAGCCUAUUGCUAUAAAAAUUCUCAGCCUUUAAAUAGAAAACCAGUUUAUGGUGAAAUUGUAGGUUUUAAAUCUACUUUAACCAAUAAUUAUGUCAGAGGUAGAGUUCAUCAAUUUUUAGAAGACGAUAUUUAUUGUGUGAAGCAUAUGGAUGAUCCCUUAAGAGAAAAUAUCAAAUCAUCUGAAAUGAUAGAAUUACAGUUUAAACAUAAAAGUAUACCUGUAAGUGUUUUAAAAGUAGAACUGAAUAAUGCUUUGCCAUAUCCUAUGCUGUUUGAUGCUAAAAAUUUUGUUGAACAUGUUAUUGGUAUUCGUCUUUCUGUGCACUUUGAUGAUUCGAAAGCAGAAGGAUGGAAACAUAUAGAUUUAAAUAUUAAACCUAUAAAAGAAAACUUUAAUUCUAUUUUAUAUAGUUUAGCUGAACCUUUGUGGCUGAAAGAUAACAUUACCAUGAAUAGUUCUUUGGAAAAUUUUCCUAAAUACAUGGAUUUAUUCAGCAUCGAAUUGGUUGAAAAAUCUGUUGUAAACUUGAAGUUUGUUAUGUAUCAUGAUGGAGUAUUUUAUAUGAGAGACAAAUUAUUUGGAAAAUCUUUUUCAGUUUUAUCUUAUAUGAUUAGAGAGUAUUGUAGCUUGAAUAUGAGUCCUUAUUUACCACAUAUUAAUGAAGUAUGCCUAGGCCAUUUUCCAGACGGUUUGUGGUACAGAGUAAUAUGUGAUCAAAUGAAACCUGGUGAAUUGGUUAAAGUACAUUCUAUAGAUUUGGGAAACGUUGCAUACUUGAAUACUACAAAUUUAAAAAGACUUCCAGAAGAAUUAAUGUUUUGUCCAACUCAUGUUUAUCUGUGCAUUUUAGAUCCUUCCAUUCAAAUAAAUGAAAACAAUAUUGAACUAUUACAAAAAUAUGAAAAUACUGAUUGUGAAUUAACUAUUUUAAAAAGUCUAGGUGGUAAAAAUCAUUACUUAUUCAACUGCCCAUUCUUCGAAGAGAUUCUUCAAUGACUUAUAGUUACUAGUUUUAACUAUAGUUAUAAUAUUUUAAUAAAAUAGUUUUAAGAUAAUCAAAUUAUAUG